ACGUCACAGUUUCUUUUUUAGCUUCUGGACUUUUAAAUUUUUUUUAGGAAUUACGUCACAGAGCAACGUUUAAUACCGGGCUGACGUCAUGUUAGCAUCAUAGCUAACGAGCUAACGUUCAAAGGUAUGCGAGUUUGUACAGAUGAAUUCAUACCUGUACAAACUUCAGCUUUAAGGGUAAAGGAAAACCCAAAGCUGUCCAAUCAGAGCACCUCAGAAAUAUCGCCUGCAUUCAGAUAACGUGGGUCAGCUUCAAGCAGAACAAGCCACACGGAACAGGUGUGAUGCAGAUGCCAUGUCCCUGCAGGCUGUGCUCCAACAGAGGAUUAGCUCCGCCCAGCAGCUGCUGCAGCGGGCGGAGACGCUGUGUCCGGGCGUCGAGGGUCACCAGAAGCUGUGUGGGAAGCUGCGAGCCGAGCUGCGCUUCCUGCGGCGGGUGGAGGCAGGAGAGGUGCACGUGAAGGAGUCUCACCUGCACAGCACCAACCUCACCCACCUGACAGCCAUCGUAGACUCUGCACAGAGUCUAGAUGACAUCACGGCCCUGCUGCACGUCUUCACCUACCAGGACUCUGCCGGGCGCCGCCGCACCCUGGUGGUUGACGUGGUCGCCAACGGGGGACACACCUGGGUGAAGGCAGUGGGCAGGAAGGCGGAGGCUCUUCACAACAUCUGGCAGGGGCGGGGCCAGUAUGGCGACAAGAGCAUCAUACGACAGGCCGAGGACUUCCUGCAGGCAAGCCACCAGCAGCCCGUACACUACCGCCACCCGCACGUCAUCUUCGCCUUCUACAACGGUGUCUCCAGCCCCAUGGCUGACCGCCUGCGGGACAUGGGCGUGUCCGUCCGCGGUGACAUCGUGGCUGUGAAUGCUGUGGUGAUCGAGGAGGAGGAGGAAGAGCAGCAGGAGGAGGAGGAACAAGCUGAGGAUGACGAGGCGGUGGACGAGGAGGAGGAGGACACGUCAGAGCUCACGCGGGUUGACCGCAGCACAGUGGUGGCCAGCCUGGAGUUCCCAGCACAAGUGCAUGUGGAAGAGUGCCGGCGGGUGAAUCUGGACAUCACGACGCUCAUCACGUAUGUGUCAUCGCUCAGCCACGGCCGGUGCCACUUCGCUUUCAGGGAACACGUGCUGACAGAGCAGGCUGCCCAGGAACGCCACCAGCAGGUGCUUCCGCAGCUCGACGCUUUUAUGGAGGGCAAGGAAUUGUUUGCCUGCCGUGCCGCCGUUCACGACUUCCAGGUCAUUCUGGACACGCUUGGCGGGCCCGGUGAGAAGGAGCGCGCUCAGAAGCUGCUGGCCCGCCUCCACGUGGUGGAUGACCAGCCGUCGGAGCGCACUCUGCACCUCACACCCAGUGCCAAGAUCAACCGCCGUUCACUUAUGAUCUUCGGCACCGGAGACUGGCUGAGGGCGGUUACCAUGACGGCAAACAGCCGCUUCGUCCGGGCGGCAUCCAAUCAGGGUGUCCGGUACAGCGUGUUCAUCCACCAGCCAAGAGCGCUGACCGAGGGCAAAGAGUGGAGGGCCACGCCCGUCUGAGGCCACGCCCACAGUUGACUGCGGCAGACGGUUUAAAUCAAUCAAGCUGAUCAGACGUCUGUGUCAAUAAAGCUUGGGUUUAAAUUUAAGUUUACAGUGUGGAGAAAAAAAGUUUUAGUUAAAAGGAAGGAGAGAAAAAUGGAAAUCUUGAGUUUGAGCCUUUGUGUGGUCACGUGCUGCUUAAAUUUCCUGUAUAUGUAUCUGCUCAAUAAAGUAUAUGUACUGAUCAA
Oreochromis aureus is the source of this 1773-nucleotide messenger RNA. RefSeq names its product chromosome 18 C7orf25 homolog (gene c18h7orf25). The record is from RefSeq and is a predicted model, not a curated record. Lineage: Eukaryota; Metazoa; Chordata; Actinopteri; Cichliformes; Cichlidae. Bases 296 to 1543 code for a protein of 415 amino acids. The transcript has 2 exons.